UUCAUUCUCGUUUCUUUUCUAACCCUAAUCAUGGCCGCGUAACCAUGCUUAAUCCUGAAGCACGACCUUGGAACUGGCGACUGGUCGCUAGCCUGAAAUGCAACUUAAACAUUCCGCUCACACUCCAACCCGAUGCCCAGUUUGGAUGCCCAAUCCCCAUUGACGAUACGGUUGAGCUGCGCCCCGUGAGAUGGUCACCGUGGACGCACCUCCCACUCUGUGUGAACGCCACGGCUGAUCCUGCCGCAAAAUACUGCGUCUUCACCAAUUCCCGGCAUGGCGUCGGGGGCAUCAGCUUGAUCACAACGCCGCAGGUGGCGGCGGAUAGCGUCGGGAUAUUGAACGAGCCUGUCCUUUCUAAUGUUCGGCUGACCAACAACACGGAGAAUGACAGCUCCGAUGUCCCGUAUGAAAUGAUCGACAUGCCGGGCAAGGGCAAGGGCAUCGUGGCCAAGCGACGCAUCUCAAAGCACGAGACAUUCAUGGUCGACUAUGCGUCGAUGCUCGUCGACGUGAACUUCCCCUUUUUAGUGAAGCGGGAGCACGGGUACCCACUCCUUCACAGCGCGGCGGACCAACUGUCGGACCCGCAGAGGGUCUACGCACUUGGGAAGAGCGACGCACUGGCACGGGAUGUCAUAGAAAAUGUGCUGAGGACAAAUGCAUUCCAGUCGAAUUUCGCGAGUGUACCACAUAUAGUGCUCUAUCCAUUAGUUUCUAGAAUCAACCACGCCUGCAGGCCAAAUGCCUUCCAAAGAUUCGUCCCGCGGAGCCUGGCCGCUACCGUGGCUGCCGCCCGGACAAUCGAGCCGGGAGAAGAAAUCACCAUCAGCUAUAUUGGAGGCGGGAAAACUUUCGUCGACCGGCAAGCCGGCCUCAAAAGAUGGGGAUUCAAGUGCUCCUGCGACCUCUGCUCGGCACCGGGCAACGAAGUCUCCGCCUCGGACACGCGACGUCUGAAGAUCCAGAGCAACCAUGAGAAAGUAGUGAAGGCAUACGAAAAUAGAGACGCCGCCACGGCUGUAAAGCUCACGCACGACAUACUAGACCUCAUGAGAGAGGAGGAUCUGUUCCUGCUAUACGCCGAGCAGUACGAGAAUCUAGCGAGGAUAUACUGGGCGAGCGGGAACAGGGAGAACGCCCAGAAGUACGCGAAAAUGUCGAUGGCGGAACUGGAGAAGCUAGGCUUCACCGAGUCUGAAUCGGAGCAGCUGCAGCUGAUUCUUGAAGAGUCUUGACGAUGACUUGAAAGGCUAGCAUCAAAAUUACAGCCAAGAAUAUAUUCAAAUAGAAUAAUUGACUCUUGGGGUCCUGAAU
Molecule: messenger RNA, 1317 nt
Organism: Phialemonium atrogriseum
Lineage: Eukaryota; Fungi; Ascomycota; Sordariomycetes; Cephalothecales; Cephalothecaceae
Exons: 5
Coding region: 45-1238 (397 amino acids)
Molecular function (GO): protein binding
Source: RefSeq, a predicted model, not a curated record